Messenger RNA from Centropristis striata (black sea bass), 2399 nucleotides. Its product is annotated as oocyte zinc finger protein XlCOF6. Gene Ontology annotation, biological process: regulation of immune system process; regulation of cytokine production; negative regulation of transcription by RNA polymerase II. Lineage: Eukaryota; Metazoa; Chordata; Actinopteri; Perciformes; Serranidae. The transcript has 3 exons. Bases 174 to 2015 code for a protein of 613 amino acids. The record is from RefSeq and is a predicted model, not a curated record.
AAGUGUGGCGCCCUUCCUAUGUUAUUAUCACUACACAUCAGUGCUACACACUAAUGUGACCAGUAGGUAAACGUUAGAUUAAAUAUUAACAAGCAGCUUUUGCCGGGUCGAGUCAUUGUCAACGCACACUCAAGAGACGGAUUCCUCAUCAGCCUUAUCUAUUAAUCCCUAAUAUGAAGAUGAAAUCUGCCAAAAAUAAGUCUUUGCUCAACAAAGCAAAGAGAGGAGAGAAACAGUAUGAUGUGGUCAGAGUUAAAGCUGAAUAUGAAGUGGAGCAGGAGGCUGAGGAAGGCUCUGGUGAGGUGUACAUUAAUGGAGGUGGUCUGAACAUCCAAAUCAAGGAGGAACCACUUUCACAGGACAUCAGUGAGGAGCACAAUGAGGACUCAACAAGCUGUUUGGACACUAAACCUGACACUGUGGCAUCCAGGUCAGAGGUUCACCAUCAACAGGGACACAUUAAAGAAGAGUGUGAGUCUGACCAGCAAUCAGAAUAUGAUUUCACUGAAGCUGCUGUCAAGGACGAGUCUGAGUCGUGGAUUAAAGAGGAAAGAUGCUAUGAUGAUGACGAUGAUGAUGAUGAGGAGGAGGCAACAGGCAACAUUAAGGAAGAUUAUAGUGAGGGAGAGGGGGUCUGCACAGAGUCAUCGUCUGACUUCUAUCCAUGUCCUCACUGUGAUGUCUCCUUUACUGACUUGGACUUCUUGGAGAAGCAUGUCAAGUGGGUCCAUCAGAAAGAGUAUCUUGCCAAGCUAAAAAAUUGCCUCUCAAGCCUCAUCCCUAAACACACCUGCACUGUCUGCAGCAGCACCUUUAACUCUAAAGUAUACCUUCGGAUGCAUGUGCGUGAAUCCCACCCCUCUGCCCCUCCCCGAAGGCUUCACCCCUGUCCAACCUGUGCACGCAGCUUCCAGUACCUGAAGAAUCUGAAGAAUCACUGUCAGCGCUGGCACAACAUGUCUGUGGUUACCAGAGGAGGGCAUCUCAGCUGUGCCGACUGUGGGAAGAGUUUCAAAGCUACCUGGGGUCAAGGGCCUCAUUUGUGUCAUGCACCGCAAAACACAGAAUCUGAGGACAAGCCGAUCUCUCUGGACACUGGUGUGCAGUGCCAAGAAUGUGGCAAGAAGAUGAGCACACCUCAAAGCCUGGAGGAUCACAUGCGCACACACACAGGCGACCGGCCAUUUGUCUGCAAGGAUUGUGGCAGGAGGUUCGUGGAGCGCAGCGGUUGGCGGCAACACAUGAAAAUACACACAGGGGAAAAGCCGUACAAAUGUCCGGUGUGCGGGAAGGCCUUUAUAAGAUCGCACCACCUUAAGUGCCACUUAACCACACACUCCGGUAAGAAGGAGUAUUCUUGCUCUGAAUGUGGUAAGGAGUUUGGCUUUAAGUCAAGUCUGGAUCUCCACGUGAGGACGCACUCCAGUGAGAAACCCUUUCACUGCAACGUGUGCGGGAAGAACUUUAACACCCAGAGAGGCCUGAGGGUUCACAGCAAACUCCACACCAUGGAGAAAGCUCACCAGUGCGGGGACUGCGGGCUGAAGGUGGGAGACCUUGGGGCUUUGAAAAUACACCUGCGGACACACACCGGAGAAAGGCCUUACCACUGCACAGUCUGCGGCAAUAGGUUCAUUCGCCUCUCGCAUCUUCGAAACCACCAACGCACCCACACUGGUGAGAGACCCUACAAAUGCAAUGAAUGUGACAAGCGUUUUACUCAGUCCGGCGACCUGGUGAAGCAUAAGAGGAUACACUCUGGGGAAAAGCCCUUUGAAUGCCCAGACUGCCACAAUCGGUACACCUCCUCUGGUGAUCUGGGCAAGCACAGGAGAAGUCACACUAACCUGCGUCCCUACACAUGUCAAGAGUGUGAAAAAAGCUUUCGCUUGUCAGGCCAUUUGAAAACUCACAUGUUAACUCACACAGGGGAGAAGCCAUAUUCCUGCCCCAACUGCCUCCGCAGGUUUGCUCGCUCCCACCAUCUUUCUGGGCACGUGGCUAAAUGUCGCUGAGCUUUCAUGAGAGGACUGUAAAUAAGCUAGGCUGAUGUGCAGUGGUAACUAUGAGAGCUGUAUCCAGUCUUCUUCUACUGUAAGUUUUUUUUUUGAUGAAUGUGUGAAAGACAAAACUCAUAUCAGUAUAUGAUUAAUAUUUAUAUUAACUUUCUGUAAACCUCUUGACUCAGAUGACUGUUUUAACUUAUAAUGAAAUUGCAUGGAACUUUAUAAGCACUAUCCAAGGUUUUUUCCGUGCAGGUUUGGUCCAAUCUGUUUUUUCAAGACACUAUUGAAAUGGAGGCCUGAUGACUUAUCAGUGGGACAUGGAUUGUUUUUUCUCCACAGACCAAUGACAUAUUAGUUGUAAAAAUCUAAUAAAUUAUUUGAUAAACGCAUGAA